AUGGGCAAUGAAUCCUCUACCUCGGUUGACGAGGCUACGCGCCCCAUCACACUCUAUGCUCGGAGCAUAGAAGCGGUAGCUCAGUACAUUCAAGAGAAGGACAUCAAGAACAUUGUAGUCAUGACUGGCGCGGGGAUCAGCACCUCUGCCGGAAUACCUGACUUUCGUUCUCCUGAUACCGGACUGUAUGCCAAUCUUGCGCGACUGAAGCUCCCGUACGCCGAAGCAGUCUUUGACAUCUCAUAUUUUCGAAAUAACCCAUAUCCGUUCUAUACCCUUGCGCAUGAACUGUACCCGGGCAAAUAUCGGCCGACGGUGACACACUCGUUUAUCAGUUUACUUCACAAGAAGGGCCGGCUGCUCAAACUCUUCACUCAAAACAUCGAUUGCCUUGAGCGUGAAGCCGGAGUUCCUGGGGACAAGAUCGUGGAAGCACAUGGUUCUUUUGCCACCCAACGAUGUAUUGAGUGUAAGACAGAGUUUCCUGGUGAUCGGAUGAAAGAGAUGAUCCAGAAAAAGGAGGUGCCGCGCUGUAUCGGGAAGACAUGUACUGGACUAGUAAAGCCGGAUAUCGUGUUCUUCGGCGAGGCUCUUCCAGAAUCAUUCCACCGCAACCGAAGUCUGCCUGCGAAGGCGGAGCUGGUGAUCGUCAUGGGGACCAGUCUGACGGUGCAGCCAUUCGCGAGUCUGCCGUCGUUUGUCAGAGAAGAAACACCGCGCGUGCUCAUCAACCUAGAAAGAGUAGGAUCGCUUGGUUCAAGGCUGGACGACGUCUUGUUGCUGGGAGACUGUGAUGAAGGUGUCCGCAAGUUUGCAGAUGCUCUGGGCUGGCGCGAUGAGUUGGAAGAGCUAUGGGCCAGCACUAACCCGAACAAGAACAAGAAAGACGCAUACGAGGCGCCUCCAAAAACAAGGCAGGAAAGAUUAGAUGAAGAGAUCGAGAAGCUGACAAAGGAUAUUGAUGCCACGCUCAAGGUCACUGCGGAGGCAAAUGAGAGGAUCAGGGCUGAACUUGAAAAGAGCGCGACGCAAAAACCACCGCCGUCUUCCAAUCCAUCGACCGACACUCCUUCAGCGCCCACAACUUCUUCCUACUUUGGGCUGAGUCAUGUCUAUCCUCAUCUGAAAGCAGACAAACUUGAAAAGCCAUCUCUUUAG
Messenger RNA from Cladophialophora psammophila CBS 110553, 1158 nucleotides. RefSeq names its product NAD-dependent histone deacetylase SIR2. The transcript has 2 exons. Gene Ontology annotation, molecular function: NAD+ binding; histone deacetylase activity, NAD-dependent. The record is from RefSeq and is a predicted model, not a curated record. Lineage: Eukaryota; Fungi; Ascomycota; Eurotiomycetes; Chaetothyriales; Herpotrichiellaceae. Bases 1 to 1158 code for a protein of 385 amino acids.